Molecule: messenger RNA, 2685 nt
Organism: Gasterosteus aculeatus aculeatus (three-spined stickleback)
Lineage: Eukaryota; Metazoa; Chordata; Actinopteri; Perciformes; Gasterosteidae
Product: protein FAM107B
Biological process (GO): actin filament bundle assembly; regulation of actin cytoskeleton organization; actin filament polymerization
Cellular component (GO): stress fiber; synapse; neuron projection
Source: RefSeq, a predicted model, not a curated record
UCGAGAGGAGCGGAGCGCUGCUGCUUCUCCACAGUGAGCAUGAAGGUUCACGCAGACAGAAACACAUGAGGAUCACCAGGACCAGGACCAGGCCCAGAUGGAUCAGAGGAGAACUACAGCCUCGGAGGGGAUGGUGAAGUCUGUCGAAUGUGUGAACUUCCAUGUGGGAGGAAAUCGAAUGGUGAGCUGCAGGUUGCAGAUUCGGCGAAACCGGCUGCUGAAGGACCUUUUGUUUUUAUCCAGGGCAACACGCCAGCAAGCCUCGGCGUACGCUGACCUGCAGCAGCACCGGUCCGAGGGCGUCCACAGGAAACCGUCCCCGGUGUCCGGCUACGUCCCCCAGCCCGACUACCUAGAGGAAGACGAGGACAACGACCUCAUCAAACCCAAGAAACUGGUGAAUCCCGUCAAAGCUUCCAAGAGUCACCAGGAGCUUCACAGAGAGCUGAUGAGCAGCUGCAAAAGAAGCAGCGGCGUGAGUGUGGAGACGAAGCCGGAGCUGCAGCGAGUUCUGGAGUCGAGGAAACGAGAUCAGCUGAUCAAACAGAGGAAACAGGAAGAGGAAGCUCGCAGGAAGAUUUCUCCUCUGGAGGCCGAGCUCCUGAAGAGACACCAGAAACUGGACGAGUUGGACAAACAGCAGGAGAAGGAGCAGGAGGAGAACCUGAAAGCUCCAGAGUUUGUCAAAGUGAAAGAAAAUCUGAGACGGACGUCCUUUCAUAAAGAAGAGAAGGAAGUUUAGAGACAACUGCUGUCCUGGAGGACAAAACACAACUAAGGAGGAGGCUGUCCUCAUGUUCACAUGACAAUCUGAGGACUCAACCCGACUAGAGACACUCUGAGGACACAUGAAAGACACAGGACAGUCUUGACAGGAAUGAACAGAGGACACAUAAAGGACAAACCUACAGAAUACACUGAGGACGCAUUGCGGAGGUAUCAUGGGCAAAUGAAGGACAAUCGAGACUCUUGCAAUCUGGGGACACACUUGUCCAAAUGCAGGACGAAGCAGCUGUGAUGUCCUUCAGGAGACCCGACCGGGACAAGCAGCGGUCUCGCUGCUCUCUGUGGACGCUGUUGCCGUGGAAACGCGGCGCGUCCCUCUCCUCGGGAGGACGGACUGGGUCGCUGUCCCCUGGCGCGUCCCUGAAAGGUGUUUUAGUCACAUGAUUCUGAGCAAAGAAACGGCUUCUUUCUUAUUAACUACGUUAUAGUUUUUAGUCGUAAAUAUAAGAUUCAUCAGAUGAUUCCAAGAAAUCCUUUAAUCUUUAUGAGAUUCAGUCGAAUGAAUAGUUGCUGACUACGUACGAAAAGGUUUUCUUGCGAUGAUGGAAUAUUGAUGAAUUUCAUUAAUUACCAGGAUAAAUUUCUUUUCAUUUUUAUCUUAUUAUAAAGUGAAAAUUGGAUUUAAUUAGAAGCUUCUCAGCACUUUCAUCUACAAUUAAAUGUAAAAGUAAAUAAAUCAUUCCAGGAAAUAAUAGUAUAAUGGUACAUUUCUUUCUGUGUAUGUAAUUAAAUAUAAAGAGGCUGUUAUUUAGUCUUCAACGUUCUGGAAAUCAAACAUUCUGGAAGUAGAUUUUCAUAAAUGUGGAUUAUUUCUCAAUACGUAGUUACGGUUAAUUCCCGUUUCUUAAGACGCUAACUCAUUAAAAACUUAACGCAGUCAUCAUUAAAUAUGACAUAACACAGGAAACAUUAGUUUGAAUAAAUGCUGAUAAUUACGGUUUACAGAAGUCAAAAUUACAAGAAAAUCUCAUAAUUACGCGAAUUGUACGUUGCGAUAUUUUCUUAUAUUACAAAAUGUUUAGUUAUAGCUGAAUGGCAUUGAAGUAAUAAUUCUGAGAUUCUUCUCAUGGUUACAGAUUCAGUCUGUAAUCAUUAUUAGGUGUGUGUGUCUAUAUUUGAACACCGUUGUAUCACGAGAAAUUGUCAGUUUUACCAGAUGAAAAAUCAAAGUUUAUGGAUGCAGAAAAAUGACAAAAGUGAAAUGUAUUCCCAAAGAAACAACGACAACAACACAACACAAUCUUGUGUAUUUCUAAUCUAUCGUAUUCUAACGUCUCCCCAAAAAGAACUGCUUUGGUUUUAAUGAUCGGGACUCGUGAGAUGUGAAUCUGUCCAAGUCAUUUCAUACUCACAAAAUACUUGUUUCUUGAAUGAAAACACGACGUUUUGCUUCAUGGAAGUCGUAACAACGUGACGAUAUCUGCCACAAUUACAAGACACGGAACCUGCUCCUGGUUUCAUUACCCUUCAUUUGUUGGAAGGACUUGAAGAGCUUUUAUUUGUAAUUGUGACUGCGAGAAGGAUCCUGUGAUGAAAUGGUUCACAUGAGGACUUUGGCUGCACCGUGUAUUUAGUUUGUAACGUUUAUUCAAAGACGUGGUGACCCUGUGACCUCUCACUGAUCAGUGAAGUGUAAAAGAAGCCUUACUUUUGGACGUUUUUUAUUGUUAAUAGUGAAUUGUACAUUCGUUAAUUUUUUUUUAUUUUUAUUUCUUUAUUAUAGAGCACUUUAGACUUUUAACUGUACAAAUGAAGAAUCAGAUCUAAACCACUUAUUUUCAUUCAUAUCUUUGAUGUUUUGCGGCCUGUGAAGCGAUUUGUUCUGAGUGACUUGUUCGGAUUCGCUGCAGCAGAACGUCUUUGUUGACGUGACAAUAAAGCAACGCUGCUGUUCUGGUG